Molecule: messenger RNA, 2452 nt
Organism: Quercus lobata
Lineage: Eukaryota; Viridiplantae; Streptophyta; Magnoliopsida; Fagales; Fagaceae
Exons: 8
Coding region: 554-1978 (474 amino acids)
Biological process (GO): fluoride transmembrane transport
Cellular component (GO): plasma membrane
Molecular function (GO): fluoride transmembrane transporter activity
Source: RefSeq, a predicted model, not a curated record
AUCACGUGAUGGCUUCGAAAAGUUGAGAUUUGAGAUCAAUAAAAGAGGAUAGGACUAGACUCUAGAAGACAGCAAGACACUCAAGAGUAAAGACGGUAGAAAAUAAAAGAACAAAAAGACCAGUCCCACUUACCAGUGGAUGCAAAACGGAGAAGAAGAAGAAGAUGAAGAAGAGUGGACUGGGACGCUGGGUUCAUUCAGGCAAAUGGCGGGCCGGCGACGUGGUGGAGACCUGAGAUUGAUGAAAAUCAAACCUUUGGUCGUGGCUCACGGCGGCUCCGGUAUGUUUAAAAGCUCCACGCACAGCUCCGGCGACCUGUGUGGCGGUAAGCUUCGGUUUAUGAUGUGGUGGAGGUUCGGGCAAGCAAAGGAUGGAAGAGGAAGCUUUCAGAAGUCUGACGAAGCAGCUGUGUGGCGGUUCAUUCUAGUUUUUUAAAUUGGUGGAAACGUACAAGUUAUAUGCAUCAGUUUUAAUCUUGCAAUCUGCUGAUCUAAUAGUGACUAUUGAAGUUAUUCCAAGAGUAAUCAAGCCUUGAGGUUCUGGUGGGAAGUCAUGGAUAUUGGGACUGCUGACUCUGAACCUAGACGAAGUGGAUCAUUUAGUUGCACAAGCAGUGCCAAUUCUUCAUUGAGAAGGCGUUCUAUAAGUUUGUCAGCAGCUGCACCUGUUCAUAUUGAUGAUGACAUUGAAAGUGAGAUUGUCUCAGAGGCAGGAGAUAUCGGGGAUCGGGCUCUUCAUAGCAACAGGCACAGUGAGAGUAGCAGCCACCGCUUUUCUGUUGAUCAUGCAUUAGAGAAUGGAGUAUCUGCUCCCACUUCUGGGGAUAAUCUGUUGCACCUUAAUAGGUAUUGGUCUCGUGAUCCACCAACAAUGACUGCGAUCUCCGUAGUGACACCAUUGCCUGAGGAAAUCAUAUCUCCCCUUUCCACAGAUGCAAUUGUAUGCUCUAAAGACAAAAAGCAAGACGAUAAGGAAAGGUUGCCAAAGUUAUUGGAAUAUGCUUUGUGCCUCAUUCAUUUAGCUGUUUUUGGGAUUCUUGGGGUUUUGACAAGGUAUGUGCUAAAAAAGCUGUUUGGUCCCGGAGUCGCUGGCUUGACAAACGAUGAAAACAUUUUGUACCUUGACCUUCCUUCCAAUAUGGUUGGUUCUUUCUUGAUGGGGUGGUGGGGUAUUGUUUUCAAAGCAGACAUAUCCAGCGUGUCAGACUACCUAGCAAUAGGAUUGACAACUGGUUAUUUGGGAAGUCUUACAACUUUCAGCGGUUGGAACCAGAAAAUGCUUGAUCUUAUUGUUGAUGGCCACUGGGUGCUUGCUGUGCUUGGUUUUCUUGUAGGCUUGUUUCUUGCGGCCUAUGCCAUUAUUUUUGGGAUUGAGACAGCCAAGGGUUUCAGGUGGCUUCUAACAAGGCGAAAUGCGUGUACAGGAAGUGGCACUCCAAGCUCAAGCUGCAACUGGAGGGUGGACAGCUUCAAGCGUCACUUAGCAGUCAUGGUGGUGUUGAUUUUGAUGCUAGGCUUGUUAUGGGGUGCAUGUGGAGCACUGUUGAGGGAGGAGUUUAGCAGUGGCAGCAGUGGUGCUCAGCUAUGGUUGGCUUGUUUUGUUGGACCUCCAGGUGUGUGGAUCAGGUGGUUCUUAGCCAGACUUAAUGGACGUGGGUUAGGCAGGGCUGGUUUGUUUAAAUGGGUGCCAUUUGGGACUCUAGCGGCCAAUGUUUCUGCAGCCUGCAUCAUGGCAGCACUAUCUACUGUGAAGAAAGCUGUGAAUAGCCAGACUUGUGAUACUGUGGUAUUGGGCAUACAACUUGGAUUCUUGGGCUGUCUGAGUACUGUCUCUACCUUCAUUGCCGAGUUCAAUGCAAUGAGAGAAAGCGAACGCCCUUGGAGGGCAUAUGCAUAUGCCUUGAUUACCAUUUGCAUCUCAUUUGGGUUGGGGAUAUUAAUAUACUCUGUACCUGUUUGGACAAAGGGGUAUGGGUAAUAUGUUUUGUUUUUUUUUUUUUUUUAGUGGAGGUAAGAGCAUGUAGAUGGCAGCCUUAUUGUGUAAAUCAUAUAUGCCUUGAUAUCAAGUUGACAUUUAGUUGACCAAAAUGCUGAGGAGAUAGUUAUAAUCAGCAUGUAUGCCGUGAUAUCAAGUUGGCAUCUAGUUGACUAGAAAGCUGAGGGAUCCUAAAAAUUCAUAUAGGUACUACAGAAUUAUCAACAGAUGAGUAUUUUGUUUAUAAGUUAAGGGUAAAGUGGUGGUUAUGCCAUCAUGUCUUUGCAAAUGCCAGCCAUUUUGAAGCACAUAUUGCUUCGUUAACAUUUGUGCAGGAGGGUUGAAUAGGUUGAUGUGGUACAUAGGCGGACAUCUCUCGCUGCAUAUGGAGGUCCUUGAUCUUGAAAUCUGUGUUGAUGAUUAAUGUACUUUUUUUUAUAUAUAAUAAUUUAUCAGUUGGGGGAAGGGGUUUUCUAA